Molecule: messenger RNA, 2138 nt
Organism: Daphnia magna
Lineage: Eukaryota; Metazoa; Arthropoda; Branchiopoda; Diplostraca; Daphniidae
Exons: 5
Coding region: 334-1854 (506 amino acids)
Biological process (GO): regulation of sodium ion transport
Molecular function (GO): sodium channel regulator activity
Source: RefSeq, a predicted model, not a curated record
AAGCCAGUCGGCAAGACAACGAACCAAAGAUGCGAUAAAGGGCAGUGAAAAGAGAAAAUGAGGUUAGAUCAAGAGGAGGAGCUGUUGCAUCCCAAAAAAGCCGUUGCCAUAUCGACAGGGGGCUAUUGGUAGCCUCGUUUAUGUAUGUACUGGUGUUUCUAUAUCCAGUAAGUAGUGACUGUACAGCUAGAACGACAACAAGGUCUGUCCACAUGUUCAAACACAUUGGCGACUUAUUGGAAAUCUAUAGAAGUCUGGCCGUAUGCGUUCUUGUAUAGACAAUAGGCGAAUUUCAUCUUGUGCAUCGUGGUCGUCGCCGCUGGUUCCGAAAUAAUGGACAUGGCUGGAAUUGGAAUAAGCAGAGUACUACAGUCUUUGCCGUUGUGUGUCGACUGGCAAAAAUAUGGUCCAGUUGACAUGGCCGACUUCAGCGGGACGGAAGUGGUGAGCGGCGCAGGAGUAACAUCACCAUUUUCAUCACCACAUCAUCACCUUCUUUCUCCCAGUACUCCUUCGAGGAUGUCGUUAUUAUCACCAGCCGUGUCCCAGUCACAAUCUCAACAUACACUUUCCGGUUCUCACCACGGAUCGGUCAUGUCCGGAAGACCUCCACGAUUGCCGCCAAACGGCAGCUUCGGCAAAACAGGUCCAUCAGUGAAUAAGCCGCAAACAGAAGUGGUUUCAACACCCGUUCCGACGCUUGAUCCCGUUCAUCGGCAAAAGAUCAUGCAACUCCGCCUUCAGGCGGCUAAAGCAUCGAUGAAAAGACAGAGCUCUCUACGGCGAGAGAACAUACAUCGACUCGCCUUCUGGCUGUUGAGGACGACAUUGUGGUUGGCCGGAAUCUUCAGCUUGACUGUACUCAUUAUCGCUUUCCCGCUGGCCGUCGAUCCGGCCUUGGAGUCGAUUUGGAGGACGUUCAGUUCCAAACCAGUCAUCUGUCUCACUACUGACAUACAAAUUCAUCAUUCAAGGAAUCCGGAUGGUUCCGUUAAAGGCAAUGAUGCUUGCACGUGGACGUCAUGCCGCCAAGGAUGUACAGGUGAACUUUUUAGAUGCGUCCAGCUCUUUGCUAACAUUAGCCGAUUGCCGUGGGAGGUACUCGAAUCGGCCAACACGAGCCGCUGGAUUCGAUUGGAUACACCUGAAAUCGAGCUGGCCAGUCGGUUGAAAAGGUCUACCAACUGGGCCGUUAGUUGGGCAACUCAAAACAAACAUCUUUUCAACAAAAGUGUCAUCGCCAAUCAGUCGGACAAUCCGUUGUUUGAAUUACAGCGUGACCAUUCACGGCGUCAAUACGUUCAGCUGAUGGAUGAACUUAAAAGCCAACAGCUCGUCGAUGAAAGAAACAACACCGAUCCGCCGUCAUUGUUUGAAGCUGUCAAUGUCCGUCUCAUGGUCAAUGUACGUGGUUGUGGUUACACGGUCGACUGCGCCGAGUUCCACCGGACUGCAGGCGUCAUUGGUUCGUUAAUACCUUGUCACCUGAGCAGCCGUGGUGACGUGACCCCUGUGGCGAUCAUGGAACACAAUCCCGAACAGGAUCGGAAUAUCAUUCUCUUUCUCUUCACCGUUCCAGCCAGUAUUUUUUGCUCUUCCGUCUUCCUCCUUUGCUGUAUCCAUUACCAGUGUUGCCGUCCGCAACUCGCCGGUCUCAUCGCCAGCCGUUCUUCCGCCGAAUAUUCAGUUGCUCGACUGAUUAUCAACAGUGGCAUUCAAUUUCGGCCAACGACGAGUAGCAGCGAAGAAGCCCAGGCAUCGGAAAGAGCCACGCAAUGGGUGGCGCCAGUGGAGGAGACGGGUAACUCGGCAUCGGCAGUAACUACCCAGCAACUGGAUCAUCAGCCCACAUAAUAACUUGGCUCAUAUUCUAUUUUUAGUCUUGCAUUAAAGCACCACAAUUUAGGAUUCCUGGAUUUGACAUCUAGUCGCGUUACCCUUCAAACAAUAAUGUACAAAACUUAAUGCUGACGUAGCUGUCCAUUUUUUGCGUCAACAUUAUGCCUGCCAUGACCUCUUCAUUACGUCAGCAUAGCCGUUUUAGGCUCACGCCCCUAGCUCAAUUAUUUGAACAGGGCGGCGGCAGCAGCAAUUGUGGAAAGUAUUCUUGAAGGCCAAUUACAUGUUGAUCUAUUUGA